AAUUGUAAUAGUGAGGUGAUCUGUAGGGCAUUGAGUUUCGGAGGGAUUUUGUGUUCUCUGUGGUGCACUACUGCAUGCAAUAAUGCCUGAAAAGCACACUGAGAAGGAGAGCGGCGAGCUGCUGCCGCGCUGCUCCGAGUGCACGCGCCGCUGCCGGUCCCGGCAGCACGCCGACCUCGUGAGCGCGGCCAUCACGCAGGCGGACGACGAGCCGCUCAUAUCGUACCUGAGCUGGGUGUGCCACGCUGCCGCCACGGGCACCGACUCGGCCGGCCGCACACCGCUGCACGUGGCAGCCUCCUGCGGACGGACCCAGCUGGUGGAGUGGCUGGUGCGCGUGCGCGGCGUCCCCCUGGACACCAAGGAUGCCGAGUCGGGGAUGACCGCCCUGCAGAGGGCUGUGUUCUACGGACAGCUGGGAACCGUGCGCACGCUGCUCUCGCUGGGCGCCAGCGCUCUGACGCAGGACCACGCCGAUAUGACAACCUACGACGGCGUGCACGCCGACCGUCCGCCGCUGGUCGAGCUAACGCCCAGCGCGCCCUGCGAACCGUACGUGUGGGGUGCCAACCCGUGGUUCAGUAUCGGAGUGGAGCGCAUCAAGGCCCGCCCGGUGCCCGAGCCGCUGGAUGUGUUCCGCCGCGCCGGUCUCUGGAUCAGACAGAUCGCCAUGAGCAAGUUCCACACGGUGUUUGUGACGCAGAGCGGCGAGGUGUUCAGCUGCGGUCACGGUAUCGGCGGCCGGCUGGGACACGGGGACGAGGAGUCGGUGAUGGCGCCGCGGCCGGUGCGCGCCCUGCGCGGCGAGCGCUGCGUCCAGGCGGCCGUCUCCGCCGAGCACACGGUACUGCUGACGGAAAGUGGAGGUGUGUGGACGUGCGGUCUGAACCACGCCUGCCAGCUGGGCCACUCGCCGCCGCCCGCGCAGCUGACGGCGCCGCGACUGGUCGACUGGAGCCGCGGACGGCGCGACCGUAUUACUGGCGUCUGCGCUUCCAGGUACCACACCGUGCUCUGGAACUCUGAGGCCCUCUACUGCGUGGGACUGAACGGCGGACAGCUGGGGCAGCACAAGGACGAGAACGCCGACAAGCGGUUCAUCCUGCCGCGCAAGGUCACCAUGCUGGACCGGUCGCCGGCCUCCUCCGUGUCGGGCGGCGGCGCGCUGCGCCUGACACACGUGGCGUGCAGUGACGGCGGCACGGCGGCAGCCACGGCGGCCGGGGACGUACUGCUGCUCUCCGAGUACCGCUGCCGACGGAUCGCCUCUCGACUGCUGAACGUGCGUGCCCUGCGGCUGGCCGGCGGCGCGCCCGACCCGGGCUCACUGCCGGCCGGCCGCGGCGCCGAGUCGCGCCCCGAACCGCUCCGACUGCUGGUCAUCACAGCGGCCGGCCAGCUGCUGCUCUGGCACCAGCAGUGGCCCACGCUCACCAGGUGCGUGCCGGACCUGCGGCGCGGGCUGAGUGUGGCGGACGCCGAGCUCGACCGGCACGGGCUCAUCCUGCUGGCGGAGUCGGGUCAGGCGUUCACGGCUACAGUCACACACGGAAAGGAGGCACCCGCGCCCGCGGCCGCGGCGACCGUCACACACAGCAGGGUGGUGCCCGGUCACACGGCCGGUGCUGAACGCGACCGGCACUCGCCGCCCAAACAGGCUACCAAAGGUGACAGCCGCCCGAAGCCGGCCGGGAGCGCGGGUGGCGUGCCCACGGCCCGCCUCCACCUGACUCGUCUGCCGCACAUCCACCGAGGUGUGAGCGUCACCUGUGACGGCACCGGCGGCAGUGCGGCUGCCGUCCAGUGCGACCCGCGCGCCUUCCUGCUCGAGGUGCCCCAGGUGUCGCCUUCCCAGCUGCGCCGUGACCUGGGUCGUCUCCUCAGCUCUGCCGACGAAACCGACUCCAUCCACGAUCUGGUGCUACUGGCGGGCCACGAGCGUUUUCCGUGUCACAAGUUCAUCCUGGCGAGUGGCUCGAGCUACUUCAGCCAGCAGUUUGCCAGCGUCGAGUCCGGUGACUUGACCACCCACCGAGUGGACGGCGUGCCAGCGGCCGCGCUGCGCCAGGUGCUUCAGUUCCUGUACAUGGGAACCUGCGACCUAAUGCGGCCCGGACCCACCGACUUCAGACUGGAGCCGACUGACCCGGGCACGGGGCCGGGGUCACGACCUCAGCAGCAGCACAAGUCGGACAAGAAGGCGGCCGGGAAGGCGCGGCCGCCCCAGCCGCUGCAGGUGGUCCGGGAGGCGGCUCGGCGACUGGGGGUGCCGGCGAUGCUGACCAAACUGGACGGGGUCCGUCUGACGGCCGGUCGUAUCGAGCUGGCCCGCGGAGCCGACAUUAGCCCGGCGCCGCUGCGGCUCGACCCGGCCGCUCCGCCCGGCCUCAGCGACGUGUCCGUGGUGGGCACGGAUGGCGCCGCCGUCCCCUGUCAUAAAUGUGUUCUGGCCGCCCGGCUCGAGUACUUCAACAUGAUGCUGUCCAGCACCUGGGCGGAGAGCCGGUCGUCUGAGCCAGUCCGUCUCUCGGUCCCCGGCGCGGUACUGGCCCUCCUGCUGCGCUACUGCUACACAGACGAGGCUCUGCUCCAGCCGGAAGAUUCUGAACAGCUGCAGACUGAUGACCUGGAGCUGCUCUGUGGCCUGCUGGCCGCUGCCGACCACAUGCUGGCCGACCGGCUCAAACACAUCUGUGAGGUGGCGCUGUCCCGGCAGCUGACUCUGAAGAACGCCGUGGAAAUACUCGAGUUCAGCUCUCUAUAUGGCGCCGAGCAGCUACAGGCGGCCUGCAGUCAGUUCAUCUGCCUGAACCUGGCAGCCCUCAUGGAAAACAGGACGCUGGAGCAGGCGUCUGACGAGGCGCUGGAGCAGCUGGGCCGCUACUACCGCCGGGAGAACCCGGCCGUGUCACGCCGCCGGCUGACACCCUCAGACGGGCCGCCCGGCAAAGGGCUGAUCGCCGCCGUGCACCGGGCGUAUCCCGUGUCUCCGGACGACCCGGCGCCGGAGCCCGCGGAAGAGGAGGUGCGGUCGCGGCCGCCGCCCCGGCGCCGUCCCAGCGGCCGCCGCUCGUCGGGCCCGUCACGCGGCCCCGGCGCCGAGUCGCAGCGACAGCGGGCCGUCUCCAGCUCGUCGGUGAUAUCCCUAACCGCCUCAGAGGCGGCCAGUGAGGACGGCGACACGCUGCCCGAGCUGAACGGUGCCGACAUCCCAUCCAGCCCGGUACCCGAGUUCACCCUGGUCACCCGGAGGCGACACCCGGAGCGCACCGUCGAUCAGCCCCCACCUCCGGCCGAAACGGCCGCCGAACAGCGCUACAUACCCGGGAUGACGCCUCGUCCGCAGCCGGCGCGCGCAGCCCCGCCGGACCCUCCGCGGGAGGACCCGGUAUCCCCGCGAGAGGACCCGGGAUCCCCGCGAGAGGACCCGGGAUCUCCACACAAAGACCCGACCACGCCGCCGUCCGAGGCGUUCCCUGCUCUGGGCUGUGAGGUGACCAGGACCGCUGCCGGGCCCAGUCCAGCCUCCGGCGGUGACCGACCCGCCGAGGGCAGGCGCUCCAGCACCAAAAAGGGCCGCCGCGGCCGACCGCUGGCUCUGGACGGGUCUCCUAUGGCCCCCGCUGCGGCACCAGUCACUCCAGUCAGGACGGAGACACCCCGUCGACCCGCCUGGUCUGCCGGCGCCGCCAAUAAACCUGCCUGGACUGCCGGAACUACCAACGGCACGGACCCGUCGGCGGCUGCCUCCCUGGCCGACAUAAUGGCCGAGCAGCGGCGGGUGUCGGCGGCGACUCGCCCGGAGCCGGCCGCCGCGCCGGUGCCGGUACCGGUGCCGGCUCCGGCCGCCCGGCCGCGGCUCCGCUCCAGCGGGGAGGGCGGCGUCUGGGGCGGCGCGCCUGCCUCCCCGUCUCUGGCGUCUCCGCCGCCGCUGGCCACCAGUCCACCGGAGCCGGCUUCCCUGGACGACAUCAUCCGUCAGGAGCAGCAGCGCAUCGAGAGCAGGCAGAUCAUGCGCGACAAGUCGCUGGCGCUGAUCCAGAUCGAGGAGCGUGCCAUUCAGGAGCUGCUGGAGCUGUACGGCGCGGCCGACAGCGGCACGGUGCGAGUCACCGUGUGUCGGGAGCAGGCGGACACGGCCGAGCCGCGUUGGUGCCGCCAGACGUCCACACGGUGACGAGGAGAGGUUCAGUGGGCUGCCAGAGGAGACCUAUGGCAGCCCACGGCCCGGCCCAGCGCCAAACCUGGUCAGAGCUCAGUGUUCAGAGCCCCAGGCGUCCACACGGUGACGAGAAGAGGUUCAGUGGGCUGCCAGAGGAGACCUAUGGCAGCCAGCCCACGGCCCGGCCCAGUGCCAAACCUGGUCAGAGUUCAGUGUUCAGAGGCCCAGGCGUCCACACGGUGACGAGAAGAGGUUCAGUGGGCUGCCAGAGGAGACCUAUGGCAGUCCACGGCCCGGCCCAGCGCCAAACCUGGUCAGAGCUCAGUGUUCAGAGGCCCAGGCGUCCACACGGUGACGAGGAGAUCCGAGCCGUCCUAUGUCAACCCGCGAUCAGUGGGCAGAAGCCAGUGGUCAGUGGUCCGCCGGUCAUUGCCGACCCAACCCAGCCAUGGUCAGUGGUCAGUGGGCAGAGACCAGUGGUCAGUGGGCAGAGACCAGUGGUCAGUGGUCAAGAUGUCUACCCGGUGCCAGGAAUCUGACCCGGCCGUGGUCAGUGGCUAGUGGUCAGAGGCCCACCCGGCGACAUUGACGGCAUACCGGGGAGACUCUGCUUCUGGGCUCCAUCCCGCGCUAUACGGACAAACUGUGAUGCCGGGCUCUUCCACUCUAGGAUUGAUGCCACACCAAAAUGGACAACUGUGAUGUCGGGAGGGGUUCAGUCGCGUUGAGCAUCACUGGGUGAUAUCUUUCGUACGCUAGAUGUUUCAAUGAUGCCGAAAGGUCUGUAUUGUAGAUUAACCUGCUUCAUGCUGGCUGGCGAUUGUUGAAAAAUCCGUCGCGGUUUUUAAAAGUUGUUUUUGAAGAAAAACUGCUUUGGAUAGGGUGAACACCGAACAGUCGGUAAGUAAGGAACCCUGCUUAAGCGCUUAUUAUGAGACAGCCAGCAAUCUCCAUUCGUGCGUGUUUAACGUCUAAUUAUCUCACGAAAUAUCCUUGUAGCGAAUCAAAAUUAGGACUCACGACAGUGACAUUAGUUCUUUUUUGCACAAAUUAUCCAUCGCCAUCUGCCACUUGCUAUGUGACACGUGUCGUGAGAGCAGAGUUCAAAAGAGGAGCACAGACCUCUGUCCAGCAGGGAUGGAAAGCCAUGACGCGCAGCGUGGUGCGUGUGUUUUGUGCAAUGCUCUGAGCGGGGAUGGGCGUCCAGUAGACAAUAUGCUGAUUUUAGGCUAUAGUUUGAUCUGUUUGUUGUUACGCUGUUGAUUGUUAAAUGUAUGUGACGGCUGUGGUCACCUCUGUGACAUGUUUAACUGGUUCUCCAAUGUCCACCCAUUUGACGUGUUAGCGGUCGGUGCACCGUGCUUGAGCGUGAUGUCGAAAUUCGACGAACGUACCGUCUUGGUGCCGGUUUGUCAACAAUCGACAUUGCCGGCGGUCGGUACGUCGGUAUGCUGGCGGUAGGCAUGCCUGCUUUGGUGUCUGUAUGUCAUUAAGUCGACAUUCGACAUAUUUGCUGUCCUGGUGGCGGUGUGUUCGUGUGUCGAUAUGUCGGACAGUCCGACAGUCGAUGUGUCGAAAUGCCGGCUGUCGGUGUGUCGGUUAUUGGCAUGCAGUCUUAGUGUCCGUCGCCGCGGCUCGGCUAGCGGCCGGUGCAGUGUCUGCGUGUGCCGUGUCUGUCACCACGUGCACCCUGGCUGCAGUCAGCACAUGUCAACACUGUCUGCGCAGUGUCUGCCGUGUAUGUGCGUUGCCGUGUAUGUGCGUGGUGUACCUGGUGGGCGGCCGACCCUGUGGGCCGCUGGGCCUCGUAGCGCCGCUGCCCUCCAGAUGACCACACCAGUCGCUCGUGCAGUGGUCACCCAACACCGUCUGACUCGCCGGAGACCCAGCGCUCCGCAGUUUUGUGUGCCGAUUGAUUCAGGGAUGUUA
Messenger RNA from Amphibalanus amphitrite, 6091 nucleotides. RefSeq names its product inhibitor of Bruton tyrosine kinase-like. Gene Ontology annotation, molecular function: protein binding. The coding region runs from base 83 to 4177 and encodes 1364 amino acids. The record is from RefSeq and is a predicted model, not a curated record. The transcript is spliced from 20 exons. NCBI's taxonomy places the organism in Eukaryota, Metazoa, Arthropoda, Thecostraca, Balanomorpha, Balanidae.